This is a messenger RNA of Manacus vitellinus (golden-collared manakin), 2674 nucleotides long. It is a transcript of the gene GGNBP2, whose product is annotated as gametogenetin binding protein 2. The record is from RefSeq and is a predicted model, not a curated record. The coding region runs from base 28 to 2199 and encodes 723 amino acids. NCBI's taxonomy places the organism in Eukaryota, Metazoa, Chordata, Aves, Passeriformes, Pipridae. The transcript has 13 exons. Gene Ontology annotation, cellular component: nucleus; cytoplasm.
GAAAUUUUUUUUCCUCUCUUUCUACAGAUGGUGAUGGAAUUUCCUGAUAAUGUGCUGAACCUCGAUGGACACCAGAAUAACAGUGCACAAUUAAAACAGUUCAUUCAGAGACACAGCAUGCUGAAGCAGCAGGACCUGAACAUUGCCAUGAUGGUGACGUCGCGGGAGGUCCUGAGCGCCCUUUCCCAGCUGGUGCCGUGCGUGGGCUGUCGGCGCAGCGUGGAGAGGCUCUUCUCCCAGCUCGUGGAAUCUGGGAAUCCAGCCCUGGAGCCCCUCACAGUGGGGCCAAAGGGGGUGCUCUCUGUGACUCGCAGCUGUAUGACUGAUGCAAAGAAACUUUAUACACUCUUCUAUGUGCAUGGGUCCAAACUGAACGACAUGAUUGAUGCAAUUCCCAAAAGUAAGAAGAACAAGAGAUGUCAGCUACACUCCCUGGACACACACAAACCAAAACCUUUGGGGUCUGAAAAAUGUUUGGUAAUACUAUGUGACAGUGAAGGGAGCAGUAACAGACUCAGUACAAAGAAAUUAAAAGCAGUUAAAAGUAGAGAAGACAGGAGGAGGAGGAAGGAGAGCAAGUGUAGCAUCAUUUUCUGCUAUGGACCUUCCCAGGGAGCAGUCAGGGGCUGUUGGAUGGAUGUGUGGGAGCUCAUGUCCCAGGAAUGCAGGGAUGAAGUAGUUUUAAUCGACUCUAGUUGUCUUCUAGAAACGUUAGAAACCUACCUACGAAAACACAGGUUCUGCACUGACUGCAAGAACAAGGUGCUGCGUGCCUACAACAUCCUGAUCGGGGAGCUGGACUGCAGCAAGGAGAAGGGUUACUGUGCUGCCCUGUACGAGGGGCUGCGCUGCUGCCCCCACGAGCGCCACAUCCACGUGUGCUGCGAGACCGACUUCAUCGCCCACCUCCUGGGGAGGGCCGAGCCCGAGUUCGCAGGAGGGUAUGAGCGCAGGGAGAGGCACGCCAAGACAAUAGACAUCGCCCAGGAGGAGGUGCUGACCUGCCUGGGCAUCCACCUCUACGAGAGGUUGCACCGGAUCUGGCAGAAGCUGCGGGCCGAGGAGCAGACGUGGCAGAUGCUCUUCUACCUGGGGGUCGAUGCUCUGCGCAAGAGCUUCGAGAUGGCAGUGGAAAAAGUGCAAGGUAUUAGUCGAUUGGAACAGCUCUGUGAAGAAUUUUCGGAAGAAGAAAGAGUGAGAGAGCUGAAACAAGAGAAGAAACGCCAAAAACGGAAGAACAGACGGAAAAAUAAGUGUGUGUGUGAGAUCCCUGCUCCUCUGCAGGCAACAGAAGAGAAGGAAAUCAAUCAGGCAAAGGAGAACUCCAACUUCACAGAAAGCAGUUGCAAAGCCUGUGGUAGCACCGAAGAAGCCAACAACUGUGUAGAAGUAAUUGUUACUAAUGAAAGCACCUCUUGCACUUGUCCUAGUAGUGGUACCCUAUUAGGUUCACCUAAAAUCAAGAAAGGUUUAUCUCCACACUGUACUGGCAGUGACUGUGGCUAUUCAUCGAGCAUGGAGGGCAGUGAAACGGGCUCUCGGGAGGGGUCAGAUGUGGCCUGCACCGAAGGCAUCUGCAACCACGAUGAAAAUGGAGACGAUCCCUGUGUCCAUCGCUGCGACGACAAGGAGGAGGAUGGGGACAGCUGUGUGGAGUGCUGGGCUAACGCGGAAGAGAACAACACAAAAGGCAAAAACAAAAAGAAGAAAAAGAAAAGCAAAGCUUUGAAGUGUGAGAAUGACCAUAUUCAGAAACUUGGAAGCUGUCUGGCAGAUCCAGGUACCAGAGAGACCUCAGGGAAUCUCACGCACACAGAGUUCCAUCGCGACAAGACCAAAGACACACACGCUGAGAGCUGCUGUAGCGCAGACAAAAGCGGCCAGCAGUUGCCUUGGUUUGAGCAUAUGAAAAAUGUGUCACAGUUUGCAGAACCUACAGAAAUGUCACUCGUUCCUGAUACUGGAAAAGGUGCCAAAAGCUUAGUGGAACUCCUUGACGAGUCCGAGUGCACUUCUGACGAGGAGCUGUUCAUCUCCCAGGACGAGAUCCAGUCCUUCAUGGCAAACAACAAGUCUUUCUACAGCAACCGGGAGCAGUACCGGCAGCACCUGAAGGAGAAGUUCAACAAGUACUGUCGCCUCAACGACCACAAGGGGCCCGUCUGCAACAGCUGGCUGGCAACAGCUGGAGCCAACUGAGCCCGGCCCCCUCUCUGUCUGUCACUGAAACUCGAGAUGACUACUGCGCCUUCUCCUUCCAGACUUAAUUUAGUGACUUAACGGCAAAAUUUUAUCUUAAAUUAAUGUGAUUCUUUUUUUCUUUUUUUUUUUUUUUUUUCUGUUUUUUUUUUUUCCUCUGGGGGAGGCUGGUGGAGGUGAUUUCCUUAAUUUUGUUCUUUCUCCAGGCUUGUAUCUUUAGUUGAGUAGCUGUGCAAGCCUCUCUUCUAAUUUAAGCCAUCUCUUUUCAGUCAAUGUUUCUCUUCCUGUGAGACUUACAAAGAAGCAAACUAGUGGCAAAGUAAUGUUGUACCUAUAAUUCUGUACAGAAUGACAAGGAGCUGAAUAUAAGAUUUUACAAAGUAGACAUCCAUUUGCAAAAUGUUUUGGAUGUAAUAUGUUAAAGCGCAAUGUGCAAAAUUUAAAUAAAGAAUAUUUAUUAAUAUGCAUAGUAAAA